Molecule: messenger RNA, 2114 nt
Organism: Jaculus jaculus (lesser Egyptian jerboa)
Lineage: Eukaryota; Metazoa; Chordata; Mammalia; Rodentia; Dipodidae
Gene: Oit3
Product: oncoprotein induced transcript 3
Exons: 9
Coding region: 74-1714 (546 amino acids)
Molecular function (GO): calcium ion binding
Source: RefSeq, a predicted model, not a curated record
UGAGUGCUUGAAAGGGGGACAAGAAGGUUGGUAUUAGGAGGAUUUCCCAUUCUGCACCUGGUGCUUCAGGACGAUGCCUCGGGUCCUGCUGCUCGCCGGCCUCCUCACCUCCGUCACCUCCGCGUCACCUGUGGCCCUAGAUCCUUGCUCUGCCUACAUCAGUCUGAAUGAACCCUGGAGGAACACCGACCACCAGCUACAUGAGUCUCAAGCUCAACCUCUUUGCGACAGCCACAUGGAUGGGGAAUGGUACCGCUUCACCGGCAUGGCAGGAGACGCCAUGCCCACCUUCUGCAUACCAGAAAACCACUGUGGGACCCAUGCCCCUGUCUGGCUCAAUGGCAGCCACCCCCUAGAAGAGGAUGGCAUCGUGCAGCGCCAGGCCUGCGCCAGCUUCAAGGGGAACUGCUGUCUGUGGAACACCACGGUGGAGGUCAAGGCUUGCCCUGGAGGCUACUACGUGUACCGGCUGGUCAAGCCCAGUGUCUGCUUCCACGUCUACUGCGGCCAUUUCUACGACAUCUGCGAGGAGGACUGCCAUGGCAGCUGUGUGCCCACCAGUGAGUGCGCCUGCCCAGCAGGAAGCGUGCUGGGUCCCGACGGGCAGACGUGCCUUGAUGAAAACGAGUGUGAGCAGAACAACGGUGGCUGCAGCGAGAUUUGUGUGAACCUCAAAAACUCACACCGCUGUGAGUGUGGAGUCGGCCGCGUGCUAAGGAGUGAUGGCACGACUUGUGAAGACAUUGAAGGAUGCCACAAUAACAAUGGUGGCUGCAGCCAUUCUUGCGUCCGGUCUGAGAACGGCUACCACUGCGAGUGUCCCCGGGGCCUGGUGCUAGCGGAAGAUAACCUCACUUGUCAAGUCCCCGUGUUGUGCACGUCGAGCAGCAUUGAAGUGAGUGUCCCCAGGGAGCUGGUUGGUGGCCUGGAGCUCUUCCUGACCAACACGUCCUGCAGAGGAGUGUCCAAUGGCACUCACGUCAACAUUGCCUUCUCCCUCAAGAGCUGCGGCACGGUGGUCGAUGUGAUCAAUGACAAAAUCGUGGCCAGCAACCUGGUGACGGGCUUGCCCAAGCAGAGCUCGGGGAGCAGCGGGGACAUCAUCAUUCGGACCAGCAAACUGCUGAUCCCGGUGACCUGCGAGUUCCCCCGACUCUACACCAUCUCCGAAGGCUACGUGCCCAACCUCCGCAACUCCCCGCUGGAAAUCAGGAGCCGAAACCAUGGCAUCUUCCCCUUCACGCUGGAGAUCUUCAAGGACCAUGAGUUCGAGGAGCCGUACAGGGAAGCCCUGCCCACGCUCAAGCUGCGGGACUCCCUGUACUUCGGCAUCGAGCCGCUGGUGCACGUGAGCGGCCUGGAGAGCCUGGUGGAGAGCUGCUUUGCCACCCCCACCGCCAAGAUCGACGAGAUUCUCAAGUACUACCUGAUCCGCGACGGCUGCGUCUCGGAUGACUCAGUGAAGCAGUGCUCAUCCCGGGAUCACCUGGCAAAGCACUUCCAGGCCCCUGUCUUCAAGUUCGUCGGCCAAGACCACAAGGAGGUGUUUCUGCACUGCCGGGUCCUGGUCUGUGGGAUGCUGGACGAGCGUUCCCGCUGUGCCCAGGGCUGCCACCGUCUAGCACGCCGUGCGGUAGGAGAAGGAGAGCCCUCAGCUGCUCUGCAGAGCCAGAUACUGACUGGUGGUCCUAUCAGCAUCAACUGGGAGGACUAGGCCCUGCAUCCAGUUGCCCUCCUCUCUGCAACUUCUCCCAACACCUUCCAGAAACAUCAAAGAACUUGCUACAAGACCACCUGACUUCCUUACACCACACACUGUGAGUUUAGAGGAUAUCUAGAAAUGACUUGCUGGUUCUGGUCCCCGGAUUGGUACCGGUCACGGCACAGCUCACCCAUGUGGCCUGGGUGGACUUCAGCUCCCCACUGUGGAGAGCUGCAUCGUCCAGCUCCCCCAUUUCUUCCUAUGAUUAAAUACCUCAUUUAUCAUAUAGUAGGGUCACUAAAAUCAGAAGCUGGGUAUAAUAUUUCACCUUAAAAGACUAAAACAAUUAGUUACUAAAAUUAUAUUUAAGUACCCAAUAACCCCCCCAAAUAUCCAAUUAAUAAAUAUGUCC